AUGAAAAGACCAGCAGAGGGAGAAGGAUGGAGAGACAAUAAAGGACAAAGAUACAGCAGCAGCAGCAGCAACAGCAGCAACGGCAGCAGCAGCAGCAGCAGCUACCGCAGCAGCAGCACAUCUAGCCACAGCUACGGUGGCUACAGCCGCACACAAUACACGCAGCAGCAGCAGCAGCACCAUCACCAGCAGCAGCAGCAGUACCAGCAGCAGCACCAUCACCAGCAGCAGCAGCAGCAGCAGUACCAGCAGCAGCACCACAACUACCACCAGCAGCAGCAGCAACAACACCGUCAUCAUCACCAACAGCAGCAGCACCAGCAGCAGCACCACCACUAUCACUACCAGCAGCAGCAGCAGCAGCAGCAGCAUCACCAGCAGCAGCAGCAUAACGACCGCCGCCACCACCACCACUAUCCCUACAACCACCACCGCCAGCAGCAGCAGCAGCAGCAGCAGCAGCAGCAGCAACAGCAGCAGAAUGAGUUAACAUAUGAUUAUAUAAAAGAGGAAAAGAUUUAUAAAGAAAUUGAUUUAAAGGAUAUUCCCUCCAACAGCAGCAGCUGCAGCAGCAGCUGCAGCAGCAGCUGCAGCAGCAGCAGCAGCAGCACAAGAAGCAGCAGCAACACGAGGCGCAGCAGCCUCCACAAUGAGGCCAAUUCUGCUGCUGCAGCUGCAGCUGUUGUUGCUGCUGCUGCAGCAGCAACAGCAGCAACAAUAAAAGCAGAAGGGACCGACACAGGAGCAGCGGUAACUGCUAAGGCACCAGCAGCAGCAGCAGCAACAGCAGCAGCAGAAACAACAGCAGCAACUGCAGCAACAGACGUUGCUACAUCACCUGCAUCAGCAGACACAUCAGCAGCAGCAACUGCAGCAGCAGCAGCAGCAGCAACAGCAACAGCAGCAGCAUUAGAUAUAGAAGGAGCAGCAGCAGAUAUAGAAGGAAUGACGGAUGAAGAAGUUCGGGUGUAUGCGCAGCAGCAGCAAACUCUUGCUGCUGUAUUAUUAAGAAAUUUACGGUGUAUGUACACCACAGCAAUAAAAGAAAUAAAUAGAAAAAAUAAUAUUAUUAAAUUACAAGAAAAAGAAAUUAAUCAAUUAAAAAAAAUACUACAGCAGCAGCAGCAGCAGCAGCAGCAGCAGCAGCAGCAGCAGCAGCAGCAGCAGUGGCAGCACAUGCAGCAACACACGGAAAGACGAGGGUUCUAA
This is a messenger RNA of Eimeria maxima, 1209 nucleotides long. RefSeq lists its product as hypothetical. The record is from RefSeq and is a predicted model, not a curated record. Bases 1 to 1209 code for a protein of 402 amino acids. Lineage: Eukaryota; Apicomplexa; Conoidasida; Eucoccidiorida; Eimeriidae. The transcript has a single exon.